Teleopsis dalmanni is the source of this 5839-nucleotide messenger RNA. RefSeq lists its product as uncharacterized. Gene Ontology annotation, molecular function: zinc ion binding; nucleic acid binding. Lineage: Eukaryota; Metazoa; Arthropoda; Insecta; Diptera; Diopsidae. The annotation marks the transcript as partial. The record is from RefSeq and is a predicted model, not a curated record. Gene Ontology annotation, biological process: DNA integration. The transcript has a single exon.
AUGGAUGCGUUAUUAAAGAAGCAGUCAGAGCUCGGUACAGAGAUUGAGCGACUGAUAACCAAUUUCAAAAAGGAUUCUAGUACCCGCAAGCAGGAUACUACAUAUUAUGAAGAACGACUCAAGAAGCUACAUUCCCUAUGGAAUGAUUUUGAAAUAAAUGAUGCUGAAAUCAAAGCAUUGCCACAACCUGAACUCGAACACGAGUAUUUCAGUACAGGUUACUUCAAAAAAAUCUCCAAUCUAGUAGUCACAUAUGAUGAAAGAUUCAAGCUGGAGAAAUCAAGGCUACUCCUGAAACCACAGGACGGGAAGCCAGUAGUAAGCCCAAGAGGGCCAAAUAAUACUACAUCGCUCAUGCGAACCAUGCAGAAGCAAUCCUCAUUAAUGCAUGCACUACGCACGAGCAUAGAUGAAAUAUAUGAAGAAAUAACCAUAAAACAUCAUCCUAGUUAUUAUGAUCUGAAAUAUUCUCUAAUAGAAAAAUAUCAGAAGGAUCUGAGGGAUAACAAUGAUGAAAUAUGGUCAUCAGUCGACGCACAAGACAUCGUCGGAUAUACUUGGGAUCAAUAUUAUUCAACGGAUAAAGAUGCCCAAAACGCGUUAAUAUAUUUAAAACAACACAGUCAACCAACUGAAGGAUUGACGUCAGAGUGGCCUGCAGCAACUCAACAAAUCAGACUUCCAAAAAUAGUUUUACCAACAUUUGAUGGAGACUAUUUGAAAUGGAUUGAAUUUAGAGAUUUGUUUCAACAAUUGAUCCAUGAUCAAUCAAUAAGCGCAGCCCACAAAAUGUUCCAUUUAUCUACAAAUUUGGCGGGUGAGCCGAAAGCCCUCAUACGGCAUCUGCCAAUUUCCGAGCAAAAUUAUAAUAUAGCUUGGGAUAUUCUGUCAAAUCGGUAUGACAACAAACGACUCUUGGUGACAGCAUUACUAAAUAAAUUGUUAUCACAACCAAAUAUAACAAUUGAAUCAGCAAGCAGUCUUAAGGGCAUACAUGAUGUUACAAAAGAAUGUUAUUAUGGAUUAGCAGCUCAAGGUAUUGAUGUUAAAUCUUGGGACGCCAUAAUGGUUCACGUAAUUAUUAGAAAGCUAGACAAAGCUUCACAUACAGCAUUCGAGCAAUCGUUAGAAGACAGCCGAAGAAUAAUUUCAUUAAAAGAAUUAUUGCGGUUCCUAGAAGGAAGAUUUCAGGCAUUCGAAUCAAUGACGAAUGGAAACCACAAACAAAGUCACAAACCACGACAUCCAGCAGUAGCACUUGCAGCUACAGACUCAGGAUCAAAAUGUAUUACUUGCAAUAGUAGUCAUCAAUUAUUUUCAUGCGAAACUUUCAAACGUAAAUCCAUACAACAGAAGUACGAUUUACUAAAACGUCAUAAAUUGUGCACAAACUGCAUGAAACCUGGUCAUAUGGCAUUACAAUGCUCCAGCAGGGGUUGUACUAUAUGCCAAAGAAGACAUAAUACACUGUUGCAUCAAAAUAGACACCCAGUUCAACCAUCAAAUCAUACGUCAGUUGAAAACACUUCAAGGCCACUUGCACAAACAACUCUAAUGUCAUCCAUCAAUCAUGGUCAUACCAGUUGCGUUCUUUUAGGAACAGCAAAACUUUUAGCCUCCAACUCUAAUGGAAGAACAGUCGAGUGCAGAGCAGUACUGGAUUCAGGUUCACAAAUAAAUAUUGUGACUGAACGAUUGGCAUCCAGAUUGGGGCUGCAAGUAAGCUCCAGUUCGAUUUGCAUCGAAGGCAUAGGGAUAGGUAAAUUGAGUUCAAAAAGUCGUACAACACUUUCUGUGCAAUCAAAAGUGACCGAUUACAAAACAAUACUUGAAGCAUUUGUGUUGCCAAAAAUUGUAUCCAAUCAACCAUCGCAACACUUACAAAUUUCAAAUUGGAAUCUGCCCAAUAACAUCCAAUUAGCAGAUCCUACAUUCUAUAAGUCUGACAAAAUUGAUAUGUUGCUUGGAGCAGAAUUUUAUCAUCAACUCCUAAGUCCUGGUCAAAUACAACUUUCAAGGGAACUACCAAUUCUACAGAACACUGUGCUCGGAUGGAUCGUAUCUGGAAAAAUCCAAAAUGCUAACACAAUGAUUGCAACAUGUGGAAUAGCAUCAGAAGAUAGUUUAGAAAAUGCAAUAGAACAACUCUGGAAGGUUGAAGAAGUUGAUACUCACUCAAAGGUCUUGUCAAUAGCAGAACAACAAUGUGAAGCUCAAUUCACUCAAACUACAUAUCAGAAUGUUACGGGACGAUUCAUCGUUCGUCUUCCUUUUAUAAAUGACAGAUUCGCUUUGGGAGAUUCGAAAGACAUUGCUACAAAUAGAUUUCUAGCACUAGAGCGUAGACUUUCAAAGGAUAGUCACCUCAAACGACAAUACGUAGAGUUUUUAGAUGAAUAUGAAAAAUUGGGACAUAUGACCGAAAUAGAUAUUGAAAGGAUUAUGUCACCACAUUACUUUAUACCACACCAUUGUGUGCUUAAACCUGAUAGUACCACCACCAAGUUACGUGUGGUAUUUGAUGCAUCAUCCAAAACAACAUCAGGGCAAUCUCUCAAUGAUUUACUACACACCGGACCAACUGUUCAAAGUGAAUUACUGUCUAUUUUAUUACGAUUCCGUCUUCCUCGUUAUGUGUUUACAACAGACAUUGAAAAGAUGUACCGACAAAUACUUGUACAUCCAGAAGACAGACAAUGUCAGCUUAUCGUUUGGAGAAAUGAACCAAGUCAACCUAUAAAGUACUUUGAACUCAACACAGUAACAUAUGGUACUAGAUCAGCACCGUAUCUAGCAACCAAAUGUUUGCAAGUUUUAGCUGAUGACAAUAUGCAAAAUUAUCCAUUAGGUGCAUCUGCUCUCAAACAAAACUUCUAUGUAGAUGACUGUUUACACGGGGCAGAUAGUCUGAGAACAUUGUUGGAAACUCAGAGUCAAUUAAACAAAAUACUGACAGCAAGCGGUUUUAAAUUGCGAAAAUGGUGCGCAAAUCAUCCAAGUCUACUACAAGGAAUUCCACACGAUGACUUAGAAGUCAAUUUAGAUUUAGAAAAUAAUAACGAUACAACAAAAACUCUUGCGUUAUCCUGGUGUCCAAAAUCUGAUAGUUUAUGCGUCAAGGUUAAAUUGGAACCUGUUUGCAGCACGACGAAGCGCAGUGCAACCUCAGAUUUAGCAAGGCUAUUUGAUCCACUAGGACUUUUGUCACCAGUUGUGGUGAUGGCAAAGAUCUUUAUUCAAGAAUUAUGGAAUUUAAAGAUGGAUUGGGAUGAAAAACUGCCGACUGAAUUACAUAAACAGUGGUUAGAGUUCCGGAACAAUUUGACGAAAGUAAAUUGUCUGCAGAUAUCUCGUCAUAUUUUCAAGGGUGAAGUUCCUGCCAACAUUCAAUUACACAUCUUUACAGAUGCAUCAGAAAAGGCAUAUGGUGCUGCAGCGUAUAUGCGAUCAACACUUCAGAAUGGUCAAAUUAUUGUACGACUAUUGUGCGCCAAAUCUCGAGUUGCACCUUUGAAAAGGUUGACAUUACCUCGUCUCGAACUUUGUGCAGCUGUAGUUGGCGCAGAACUAGCAAAAAGAAUAAAGAACGAUCUACAAAUAAGAAAUUACCAGACGUUCUUUUGGUGUGAUUCACAAAUAGUGAUAUCAUGGAUCAACUCUCCAUCAUCAAAGUUUCACACUUUCGUUGCAAACCGAGUAAGCAACAUUCAUCAAUUAACAGCCACAAGUCAGUGGCGCCACGUCAGUUCGGAACACAAUCCAGCUGACAUUUUAUCAAGAGGCCUUGCACCCCAUAAACUACAGUCAUCAAGUAUGUGGUUUUAUGGACCUAUGUUCCUGCAUGGUCGGGAAGAACUGUGGCCUUCAAAACCAUCAUCAGCAUUAAAAUCCGAAACCCUCAUUGAUCCUGAACGGAAGAAGGAAACUCAAGUAUCUACAUUGUCUGUUGUUGAAGGCACAGCAAAUCCUGGAGAGUUCAUAUAUUCAAUAAGACACAACAACUCAUUUGGAAGACUUCAACGGAUAUUAUCGUAUACUUUAAGAUUCGUAAAAAGAAUCAGAAGAAAACAAAAUGAUCAUUCAAGCAAUUUUUUGACUCCAGAUGAUCUAGAUGCAGCACAUCAGGUCAUCAUCAAAAGCAUUCAAUAUGCAGAAUUUAAAAAUGAAAUCAAAAUUAUGAAAUCUGAUGGAAGAAUAAAUAAGUCCAGUGCAUUGGCAUCACUGGCACCUUUUAUUGAUAAUACAGGCAUCAUAAGAGUUGGUGGACGGUUGGAUGCAGCCUCAUUAUCGUAUGACGCCAAACAUCCUAUGUUGUUGCCUUAUAACGACCCCAUUGUCAAAUUAAUAAUGGAACAAGUCCAUAAGAAAUACAUGCACUGUGGUCCGCAGUCUCUCCUAGCUAACAUGCGUCAACGAUACUGGCCAAUUAAGGGCAAAUUGAUGGCAAGGUCAGUAGUACAACAUUGUGUACGUUGUACUAAAGUAAGACCACGAUUUUAUGAACAACUGAUGGGUAAUUUGCCAGCGACAAGAGUACAACCUGGGCGACCAUUCCUCACCACUGGCGUGGACUUUUGCGGACCUUUUUGGAUACAUUACAGAAUCCGAGGCAAGAAACCACACAAGGCAUACAUUGCUGUGUACUGUUGUUUUACAACUAAGGCAGUUCAUCUCGAAGUAGUCAGCGAUUUAACCACAGAUGCAUUCAUCGGAUCGCUGAAACGUUUUGUUGCUCGAAGAGGACACUGUAAAAAUUUGUUUUGUGACAAUGCCACAAAUUUCGUCGGAGCAAGUAAUCAAUUACUUGAACUUGCAGACUCAAUUCAAACAAGUAAGGCACAAGAGAAGAUAAUUAACGAAUGUAAUGAAAGAGGAAUAACAUUUAAAUUUAUACCUCCUCGUGCACCACACUUCGGUGGACUGUGGGAAGCAGCAGUCAAAUCAGCAAAACACCUAUUGAUACGAAGUACUAAGACCACGUCACUAACAUAUGAGGAACUAGAGACUGUGGUACUAGAAGUCGAAGCAAUACUGAACUCUCGACCAUUGACACCUAUGUCAAGUAAUCCGAAUGACUUGUCAGCACUAACACCUGGUCAUUUCUUAAUCGGAGAACCACUCACAGCAAUGGCAGAUGCAAAGGCCCAAUCAGGAAAUAUAAAUUUGGUGACAAGAUGGAAAUUAGUCUCUCGCCUCAAAUUGGACUUUUGGGAACGUUGGAAAACCGAGUACCUCACUGAACUACAAUGUCGACACAAAUGGAAAGCAGCCAAUCCAAAUAUAAAAGAAGGUACUCUUGUAAUCAUCAAGGAAGAUAAUGUUCCUACAUUAAAAUGGCCGCUUGGACGUAUUGCAAAGGUAUAUAAGGGAGUUGACGGUCUAGUUCGCGUGGUUGAUGUUAGAAUGGCAUCAGGAACUCUAAGACGUCCUUUGACAAGACUAGCGCCUCUGUUUCCAUCCGAUGAACAAUCUCUUGCUUCUGAUGAACAACUUUCAAAAAGUUUUACAAAAGCGAAUUCGAAAACACCACACGAAGGCGCAGAUCAAGACGAGCCACCUAAAAAGUAUUCACGGCCAAUGUCUAAUUCAUUACUGUGCACAAUGUUAUUAUCUCUAUUAUUCCUGCCAUUGGUAUUAGGGAAUUCAGUGAAUGUAACACGUUUCGACAAUAACUUAGGAAUAUACGUUGAAUCCAUUGGUUUGAUGAAAGUAGCAACGGCGGAAUGGAAAAUGAUUGUUUACUAUGAUCUUCAUCCAUAUUGGACCGAAAUGGACUCCUUCAACAACGGGACUAAAACUAUCAAACGUUUAUGUUCAGAAUUGCAAGCACAUACAGCAU